GCGCCUCGGAUUUGGGUUUAAGUGAAUACCUAGGAUAUGUUUUGAACUUGGCUAGUUAAUGGAUUUAGAACUGUGGUGAGACGAGUGAUGGGGUUAUGCAAGGGACGAUUCUGAUUUGUGUUGCUUGAAUUUUCUGAUCCGCUUUGAUGAGAUAGUAAUUCAGUUAGUUCCUGUUAUCUGCCGUUGGUGAGCAUUUUUGAAGUUAAUCUUGCUCACUAUGCUCUUAAGACCUUGUUUGGAACUUGGUCCCUUGUGAUAGUAUGCUUGAUUUUGGUUGUGGAAGGAUGUAUAAGGCCUUCCACAUUAGGUCUAUUUGUUUGACUAUUCAUCUGGGCAUUCAUACUUGAAUGCAAACAUGGACAUACAUGAGCAUAUACAUGCAUACAUGCAUGCACACAUGGGCAUUCAUGCAUGCACACAUGGGCAUUCAUGCAUGCACACAUGGGCAUUCAUACAUGCAUGCAUAAAAGCAUUCAUUCAUACAUGCAUAUGCAUGCAUUCAUCCGUUCAUGAUUCUGUAUAUCCGAGUGAUGUUUAUCUGUCUCGGAUAGGGUUUCAUCUUUUAGUUGGACUCCUCAUUGGAUUCCCUGCCCUGUUGUGUUUGAUGAGUGCCGGACCUUGAUUUGAGUUAAGGGCACCACAUAAUCACGCUGAUAAUUCUCGAGUUUAGUUACUUGUGUUGAGGCGUGAAGUUAUCUCCCACUUCCCAAAUGACCAUUGGGGAAGGUGGAGAUUGAGAUUGUUGUUGGCUUGUUAGGGUAGUGAUGAGUACCGAGUCCCGGUAAAGUGAAUUUCACUAUCGUACCUUCGUAAUUGUUAGCCGUGUAUUGUGAGACUGAUUUCCUUGUUCUUGUUGUGUUUGAUAUCAGAGUGGCGCAGCAGAAGCGUAGUAGGUCAUGUUCUGACCAUAGAAAAUCGAUGGGCAUUUGUUUUGUCUUAGAUUGUGUGAAGCCAUUCACCAAUCGAAAUGAUCCUAGAUUUGAGUUUUGGGGACAAAACUCCUUUUUAGGAGGGGUGGAUGUAAUAUCCCAAAAUUUUGGGGAUAUUUUAGCAUUAAAUAAGGGACUUAUUUGAGG
Messenger RNA from Rubroshorea leprosula, 1076 nucleotides. The record is from the annotation of a GenBank genome assembly. NCBI's taxonomy places the organism in Eukaryota, Viridiplantae, Streptophyta, Magnoliopsida, Malvales, Dipterocarpaceae.